Cladophialophora immunda is the source of this 1404-nucleotide messenger RNA. RefSeq lists its product as uncharacterized. The transcript has 4 exons. The coding region runs from base 105 to 791 and encodes 228 amino acids. The record is from RefSeq and is a predicted model, not a curated record. Lineage: Eukaryota; Fungi; Ascomycota; Eurotiomycetes; Chaetothyriales; Herpotrichiellaceae.
GGUCCAGAAUUCUCUUCAACUUCGUCUGAAUGCACCUGAUCUUGAAGGCGUAAUCCUGUGCCAGUCGAAGUCGAGUCUACACUACUCUCCCACGUGGUCCCAGUAUGAAGCUCUUCAUUGCUGCUCUCCUGGUCGCGGCCAAGGUGGUGUCCGCCCACUUCGAGCUCCAAUACCCAUACUGGCGAGGCGACUCCUUCCUGCCGCCUGCGUCUCAGUAUAUCUUCCCAUGUGCAAACGUCAAUACCACCGCCGAAUCCAACGCCAACCGCACCCUCUGGCCCCUCGACGGCGGCUCGCUGGUGAUCGAUUUCCACCACCCAUGGACGUAUGUCGCAUUCAACCUGGGCUUCGGCUCGGACAUCGCGACCUUCAACAUCUCCCUGAACCCCAUGCUCCUCAACGAGACGGGCAACGGGACCAUUUGCAUUCCCAAGUGGACGCUCCCCGCGGACCUGGGCAUCGUCGACGGCAUGGACGCGUCCCUGCAGGUUAUCACGAUCGGGGACAGUGGGACUGCUCUGUACAACUGUGCGGAUAUCAGAUUCAGCGCCAACGCAACGACCUUGUCCGGCGACCAGUGCCAGAACUCGACGGGCGUUGAGAUCUACCCGCUCGUUCAGCAACAGGCGAAUGGAUCCACUGCACAAGCGACAGCCACUGUCACGGUGACUGCGAGUGCAGCUGCGGCUACGUCGACCAAUGGUGCGGCGAGGAUGAGCACACAACAUAUGGCAGGCCUUGCUUGGAGCAUUGGGUUCGCUCUUAUCGUGACAUAUGCACUCGGGUUCUAGGGGCGAUGAUAACUUGGUGGCAGCGCAAGUCGGCGAUUUUGCACUUUGCACUUAGAGCGGAAGAGCAUCAAAAUAGAGCGGCCUUCAGCUGGACUUGGCACAAGUUUGGCCUCGCAAAGGAUGCAAGCUGAAUUGCUCAGAUAUAGUUGCCUUUCCGGCAAAAGCGCACAGGUUGAGCAAGGUCUCUGGGGCUCGAAAGCCACUCGGUCCCCGACUUUGAUUUCUGUUUGUUGUGCUGCAAUUGCUCCGACUGCGACCCCCUCUCCUGCUCCCUCGUGGCCCAAGACCAAAGGACUCUCAACGAUGAAUGAUCCAUUUCGGCCGUGCUGGGAGUAGUGCAGAUCCGUACCACAGAUUCCGGUGGCUCGAGGCGCGAUCUCUGAACUUCGUUGGGCUCUGUUGCUCGUUACUCCGCUCCAAGAUUGGAAUUCCUUCAGAGGUCGUGUAUUAUAUUGAAAAAAGAGAAUCUUCUUCCCAGAGACUAGGGACUGUGUCAGCUUCCCCCUCCAGAUGCUGUGAUCUGAGGUGUUGAACCACAGGGUAACAGGAGGAUCAAAGGGUAUAAUCAAGACUUCCUCCCGAGCGAUUAAAGCCAAGCGCAACUUAAGUUAUC